This is a messenger RNA of Psilocybe cubensis, 900 nucleotides long. RefSeq lists its product as uncharacterized. The coding region runs from base 1 to 900 and encodes 299 amino acids. The transcript has 11 exons. Lineage: Eukaryota; Fungi; Basidiomycota; Agaricomycetes; Agaricales; Agrocybaceae. Gene Ontology annotation, cellular component: trans-Golgi network membrane; recycling endosome membrane. Gene Ontology annotation, biological process: protein transport. The record is from RefSeq and is a predicted model, not a curated record.
AUGAAUUAUACGCAGAAUCCCUUUGCGUCAACGCAUUCUCUCGAUACCAAUCCCUUUGACGAUCCUCCGCAGCAGUCCGCGUCUGCUGCAAAUGCCGCCCGUCUCGAGGAAAUACGCCGUCGCGAGCAGGAUCUCGAACGUCGCGAAGCAGAGCUCAAUAACAAGGCAGAGCACAUUCGCCGUCAUGGCAGAAACAACUUUCCUCCAUUCUUCCCUCUCAUUUAUCAUGCCAUAAACGAAGAAAUUCCAGAGGCGUCAAGACCACUUAUAACCCGUCUAUAUCAGCUGUGGCUCGUCCUUUUUGGAACCCUCAUCAUAAAUUUUGUUGCUUGCAUUUUCAUCCUUAUUGGGGGUGCUUCAGGUGGUGGAAGCGACGUUGGUGCCAGUCUAGGCUAUUGCAUAUUCAUCAUCCCACUCUCUUUCCUCCUCUGGUAUCGUCCCAUAUACAACGGUUACAUGAAGGUGAAACCAUCUUUCUAUCUAUUCCAUCUCAACUUCUACUUCUUCUUUGGCGGAUUCCACCUUCUCUUCAGUCUCUAUAUGAUCAUUGGUAUUCCAGGCACCGGAUCCGCUGGGCUGAUUCAGACCAUCCGGAUGUUCUCAAAUCACUCAUGGGCCGCAGCUGUCCUCGGCCUCGUAGCUACCGUAGGCUGGACGAUCCAAGGAGCAGGCAAUGCAUGGUACUAUCGUGAGCCGCGGGACACACUAUGGAAAAGAGAAACUAAACUGCACGAUGUCAUUAGGCUAAGACUGAACUGGCAAGCCACGGCGCCAAGGCGUACUUCACGAGAGGCUAAAAAGGAGAGGGCGAUGGUACUUGUACGGGGACUCUACAAACAGCAGACGACACAAUGGCUCAUUGAACAGCAGGCCCGAGCACAAAGCGGCGACAAUAAGUAG